AUUAUUCAGCGAAAAAUGUCACCCCUGAAUCCGUAGAGGGAAGGGAGCAAGGAACGUCACUUUCUUUCUUCUCUUCCCUUGAUGUCCUGCGCGCGUCGUUAACCCUUCCCUUGAGGCUUUGCAGACUCCGAAAACCAUGUGAGACGACCAGGAACGAGUCAGCUUUUUUCGCCUUUUUUCAUCUCCAUGUCUUAUAGUUCAAACUAUUGUCUAUAAUUGGCCAAUCAGAUCUCAGGGUUCUGCAGUCCGAGAUUGUGAUUGGUUACCAAAGUGUUUUACAGCUGAUAUGGGCUUCCUGUGCGUGUACCCAGAUCCCCAAACACUAACGGUCAAAACAAUGGAGUCACGAAACGAGAAUUCGACUCUAACAGCAUCUGUUUCUAAGAUCUUAUUGCGAUUUCGCCUAAUCAAAGACCUUAAUUGAAGAAGAGACGUGAUCUCCAUUACUACAAGAUGCGAAGGUAGCUCCAACAACCCAUAACACAAUGACAACGUCUUGAAAAUGUGCGAGUUUUGUUUAUAAACUCCGUCUGGAAAGUAUUGAGCACUACACUGAAAACAUCUAGUAAUAUCACGAUUUGCUGCGUGAUGCCGUUAGUUUGGGGAUACUUCGUUCCUCCCGGGGAAUCGGAAGAAGCCGAAGAAAAUUUAGAGUCUGAUUACGAGUCAGAGGACAGUGAUGAUGAUGACUACGAAAACCACGACUCAAGCGAGCUAUCUGCACUCGCAAACGGAUUAUGUCAGUCUUAUUCGGCUUCAACGCCGAGAUCAGCAAUUAUCAAUGUCCAGUUGAUUAAUAAGCGUACUGGAAGAAUGGAAAGUAAGACGAAAAUCAAGGGGAGGUUUGAUAAAGCAUUUCUCAGCCCGGCAUGGUUGAUGAAUAUAAAAGUUAAAUCAACUCAAGGUCGACUGUUGCACGCCGAGGGGACCCCGAAGUACCGAGCUCGUACCGACAGAGGUGUAGACAGAAGUGUUGUUCUGCUUUUUCUUAAAAGUUGCGAUGUUCAUGAGCAACAUUGUGAAGACUUUGUGAAGUUUGUGGAGUUGCGUGGACUGGAAUUCUCACUUGAAAAGCUUGUACCUACUGUGGAGGUUUAUAAGGAGUGUGGAAAUGCAGAUAUUGCCUACCAGAUUAUCACUUCUCUAAAAUACAGGGCCCAAGGCAAGGCUCUUCAGACACCAAUUAUCACCAGAUAUAUACACCAGCUGCUACCAAAACGAGCUGCCAAACUUCUAGAUUCCCUCCCUCUCAAAACCCUUCAAAAACUUGACAAGUCUAUCCUGCAUGAACCCUGGAUUUUUGGCUACAGGAAAAUCCUGUACAACAGGUACAAGAUCCUUGGCUGCGAGGCCAAGCUUUCAUCUCUCCUGGACAGUAAGAUCCUAAGGACUGCUGAUCCUGCUAUGGUCGAUGCAUUGUUCAUUUACUAUGCCAUUUCAAAGGAAACCUAUAGCAAAGGUCACACUUAUGUGUUGUCGAACAAGCUUAAGUGUACAAGGAAUUAUAGGCGGAUAUGGGCUCCAAGUAAUCGUGAUAUCCUACACUGGGAUGCAGCUAUGGAUUUUCUGAUUCAAGAGAAGAUCCUUGGCAAGGAGGUUAUUGAAGGUGUUGGAGAAAUUGUCUAUUUGACAAAGCUGAGGUUCUACGAGAAGACAAUAGCAAGGUGCAUUACUGAGCUCAUGGCAAAAGACCCAUGGAUUCUAACCACCAAACUAUCUCACAAGGAUUUCCGUGACGAUGCAGAUCAGCUCCGAGCUGCACACCUCAUUGCCAACAUGCCAGUGGUGGUGUUAUCAGGCAAGGGAGGCUGCGGAAAAACAUACGUAGUCAGCAAAGUCCUCUCAGAGGCAAAUAGUCACAUUAGUCCAAACAGCAACCAAGAGGACAGGCCAGCCAUGAACCUAACCCCUCCAAGUAGCACCAUCGACACCCCUCAGAGUAGCACCAUCCACACCCCUCAGAGUAGCACCAUCCACACCCCUCAGAGUAGCACCAACCCUACCCCUCAGAGUAGCACCAGCCCUACCCCUCAGAGUAGCACCAUCCACACCCCUCAGAGUAGCACCAGCCCUACCCCUCAAAGGAGUGCAGCACAGAAUAAUGGAGGGGCUGGAGAAAGUGCUGGAGAAAGUGUCGAGGGAAGUAGGGGGAAUGCAGAUAAUAAAACGAAGCCUGAGCUAAGUAUAGGGCCUGUUUUACUAACAGCCCCAACUGGACGGGCCGCUUCCAUAUUAGGGGAACGCACAGGACUCCCAUCGUUCACCAUGCAUCACGUGAUCUAUAGCUACUUCAGGUUCAAAUCUUCUGGGACGCCACCUUGGAAGUUUGCCUCCGUGAAGAUGCUUGUUUGUGAUGAGUGUAGUUUGGUCUCAGUGCGAAUAUUCUCAGACUUGAUUCGUACUCUCAUGGAGGGAGCACAUCUGCAACAGCUUGUCCUUUUAGGCGAUGUCAACCAGUUGCCUUCUAUUGAACCGGGAAACUUUCUCAGUGAUGUCUUCGAGUCGUUGAGCCCUUACGGCUUGAGCGUGACUUUGAGAAUAAACCACAGAUCCGAGUCAGAGGCAAUCGUCCAAAAUGCGCAAAGGAUUUCCGAGAGACAGGAGCCGAUUUUCUGCGAAAAAUUCGCUUCAGUUCCUUUCCGAGGAGACGCGAACCAAGAUGUUUCCGUCUCACAAGCUGUAAGGGGUCUCCUCUCGCGAAAUGUCUUCAAACAGAACAACUCACAGUUCAUUGCGUUUCGCCGUCGCGAUUGUGAGUCCAUUAAUGAACUAUGCUGUCAACAUUAUAACAAGCACCCGACGAGAGAUCACAAAGGAAAGCUAGACUUCCAAGUAGGGGAUAAGAUUUGUAUUGGGAAAAACACGGACUGUUUUGAUGUUACAGAUCCGAAAAUGCCGCUGUCAGUGCGCUUGAGUAACGGGGAUAUAUUUAUCAUCAAGGAAGACGUUACUGCGGAGGACAAAGCGAAGAGGAAGAACAGGUGCUUGCUGUUGGAUGAUGGAGUGCGCAUGAUCACUGUGAAUUUCAAGGAGCUGGUCAAGGCGAAGAUGAAGCAUGCAUGGGCGCGAACCAUUCACACUUACCAGGGUUCAGAGACAAACACAAUAGCCUACGUGGUGGGAGGCUCUCGUUACGAGACAUGGCAGCAUGUCUACACAGCGGUCACUCGCGGAAGAUCAUGCGUGUACGUCAUUCACGACCCUAAUGCUCUCUCAAACGCCGUCCGAAGUGAGCCAAUCAAGAGGCAGACGAGGCUUGCGGAGUUUCUUAAGACGAUGAUUGCUCAGAACAGGGAGCGACUUAGGGCCCUGGGCGCUGGUGGGAUUUCUGUGGUAACCCCAGCGGCGUCUCCAAUGUAUUCGGCUGGGGACGAAUUUGACAAUAGUGAAGAUGACGAGAUUCUGUGGCAGGCCUCCCAGCAAAUAGAAAAUGCUACCGAAAGUGGGAGUUUCAAAGUGAACUGUUCCUCUUCCGGAAGUGAGUUUACAAAUGGUGCCCUCAGCUUUAAUGGACUAUUAUUUGAAACAAAUGGAAUGGUUAACGCCAGUGUCGCGCCAGGAGCUUCUAAGAAUGACUUUCCGAGAAAGGUCGAAUCCGAUGAUUGUUCAGAUGACUUGAGUGAUAUUUUCGGGGAUGACAGUCUGGAUGAUACGGAUCUGGUAAAGAAUCUAGACGAGAUAGAAGAACAACUACCCCAAGCACAUCCGAGCAAUUCAAACCCCGUGGAUACCUCCCAAGGUAGCAAUGCCCCCAAGGAGGGAUCCCCUGGGGAUGCCAUGGAAGUUGGUUUCGUGAUUAGUCGGCGAAAUCUAAGGCAGAGAGCGUCUGAAAUUUACCCGCCUCGUUCGAUAUCGUCUGCCGACAAGCGACACGAAAAGCUCAAUUCUGCGUGCGAUGGUAACCCAGUUUCGAGCUCCUUGUCCUCCGGGCAGACCAGCGGUCUCUACUCAUCACUACCAGGGACUCUUCGCGAAUUUAGCGAUGUUAAUGCUUCUACAUACGGGAAUUCGACGUCCUCGACGCCUGGUCGAGGCUACCGACGUAACCUAGCCUCUACAUCGGUAUCGCUAUUUUCUUCGCCUGGCAAGAGAUUUAGCAGCUCAGCAUCAUCAACAUACGGGAAGAGGCUCGUCGCUUUUGCCUCUUCACCAGAACGAGGUUCAAGUGUUUUGAAUAGUCCCCCUUUGUCCAUGUCCUUCUUGGGACAGUUCUUAACACCAGUAAAGAACAAUUCUCCCUGCACAACGCCACAUCGAAGCUCAGCGAGUUUCAGCCCGAACCGAGUCUCCACACCGAAACGAGGUUCUCCGACAUCCCGUAAUACUCCUAGUAGAGGACUUAGAACUCCGGUCACGACUGCUAUGUUCAGCGGUCGCUGCAGCGCAUGUGCCUCACCUAUUCGUGCUGGACAUGACAAGAUCUCCAAACGCACCAACGGUCAAGGGGUCUGGGUCCACUUGGAGUGUGUCGACAAGUGAUGAUGUGAUUUCGUGAAAGAAAAUAGCUUUUUUAAAGUUUUGAUAAAUUUGGCUGUUUUGGGGAAAUUUAUCAAAAUUGUUGAAUUUGGGUCUUUUAUUCAUAAAGUGACGUCGUUUAACCUUGGUCAAGCCCUACAACCUUGAUGUUUAGCUUUAUCGCUGAACGAUAAAGUAUCCGAUCAUACGAAAGAAGUCUCGGAAAGAGCGUUUCAUGCUAGACAUGGGGUCUUCGAAUGGACGUUGUCGCGUGUCUGCCUACGUUGCGUCUUGUUAUGUUGCAGUUGUAUCAGUAUGUGUGCAGAUAGAAGAUAGAUUUUGUUCUUUGCUUUGUUUUUGUUCUUUAGCUAGGUAGAGUUAAAGUUCACAUUUCAAUUGUUUUGAAACACUGCUAUGACGCAGAAAGGAUAGAGAAAAUGUUAGGUUUUGAAUAAAAAUAUGCAUUGUUACUCAUAUGAGUAAAAAUCUUUGACACAAA
Molecule: messenger RNA, 4954 nt
Organism: Nematostella vectensis (starlet sea anemone)
Lineage: Eukaryota; Metazoa; Cnidaria; Anthozoa; Actiniaria; Edwardsiidae
Product: DNA helicase B-like
Exons: 4
Coding region: 589-4479 (1296 amino acids)
Source: RefSeq, a predicted model, not a curated record